Messenger RNA from Mercurialis annua (annual mercury), 867 nucleotides. RefSeq lists its product as uncharacterized. Bases 132 to 779 code for a protein of 215 amino acids. Gene Ontology annotation, biological process: RNA processing. Lineage: Eukaryota; Viridiplantae; Streptophyta; Magnoliopsida; Malpighiales; Euphorbiaceae. The transcript is spliced from 4 exons. Gene Ontology annotation, molecular function: RNA binding; RNA methyltransferase activity. The record is from RefSeq and is a predicted model, not a curated record.
UGUAGUCCAAAAUUAAGGAAACGAUCGCCGUUUGCGUUCUUCUUCUUCUCCCUUCACUCUCUGUACUGUGCUUGAAGUAAAACCCUAGAUUAGAUUACCCAAAUCAAAGAAAACACAAGAGAAAAUAUAAAAUGGUAAUAGAGAGUUUUGUAGUGGUACACAACAUUGCAAAACGACACAACGUAGGCACAUUAGCAAGAACCGCUACCGCAUUCGGCGUCACGGAGCUAAUACUCGUCGGCCGGAGAGAUUUCAACUCCUUCGGUAGCCAUGGCUCCACUUCUCAUCUUCGAUUUAGACAUUUCCACUCUCUUCUCGAUGCUCGCAAUUUCCUCAAGGAAAAGGAUUGCGAUAUUUGUGGUGUGGAGAUCACAGAAGAUGCUGUACCUGUAAAUGAACAUCCGUUUAAGAAGAGUACUGCAUUUCUUCUUGGAAAUGAGGGAACAGGGCUAUCUGCUAAGGAAUGCGAGAUGUGUGAUUUUUUUGUAUAUAUUCCACAGUAUGGGUGUGGUACGGCUUCCUUAAAUGUCACCGUUGCUGCUUCCAUUGUUCUGCAUCAUUUUGCAGUUUGGGCAGGGUUUUCUGAGAGAAUCCGUGAAGGAAAUAAGUUUAUUGUGGCAGAAAGACCUAUGAAACAGGGGAAAUACUGCACAGAAACCGAAGAAUCUAUCAUCGAGGAGAGAAAAUCUAGAAAAGAACAGGCUUGUAAUGGUUUUUUUGAUGAGACAAAAAAUGGAGACUCAACCUCAAAUCUUCUAGACACUUUGUUUGUGGAGUAAUUGAACAUAUAAAUGUUAUUUAGCAAGUCUGAUAAGAUUGUAACACAUUGGUGCUAAGAAAUUAUUGAGAUGUGAGGUAGUUCAUUUA